GCCGUCCCCGAGUCCUGGGUCUCUAUAUAACCCUCCUCCCUCCCUCCCCACCUUUUCAUCCAAAGGACUCCACCACCAAAAUGUCCCUCCACCAGCAACACCCCUUCAAACCCUACUUCUUCGGCGUCCGCGGCUCAGCCCUAAUCACCACAAUCACAAUCGCCUCCUCCUCCGCCUUCCUCCUCCUCGGCUACGACCAAGGUGUCCUCUCCGGUCUCCUCACAGGCUCCCAUUUCUUGAAGGUGUUUAAUUACCCAAAUGCAGAGUUGACUGGGACGAUCGUCGCGAUUUAUGAUAUUGGAUGUUUGUUGGGCGCGUUGUUUACUGCGUUUUAUGGCGAGGUCAUGGGGAGGAGGAGGGCGGCGUUGGUUGGGUUGAGUAUCAUGGUUGUUGGGGCCACGUUGCAGACUUCUACCUUUGGAACAGCACAGAUGAUCGUCGCACGCACAGUAACCGGCUUCGGCAACGGCAUAAACGCAGCCACAAUCCCAAUGUACAACGCCGAAAUGGUCAAACCCUCAAACCGCGGCCGCCUCGUCUCCUUCCAAGGCUCCAUGAUCGGUUUCGGUAUCUUCAUCUCCUACUGGAUCGACUACGGGUUUUCGUUCACGGAGGGCGGGAUAGCGUGGCGUGUUCCGAUUGGGCUCCAGUUGUUGUUUGCGGGUGUUACGAUUUGUUUGUUGUGGUUUUUGCCGGAGAGUCCGAGGUGGUUGGCGGCGCAUGGGAGGGAGGACGAGGCGGCGUGGGUUUUGGCGCAACUUGAGCCGAAGGGGACCGAGGUUGGGGACGAAGUCGUGCAGAUGCGUAUGCGCGAAAUCACUACCGCGCUCACAGCUGAAGGCCGUGGCGGUCCGGUGAGGUGGGCAGAAUGCUGGGAAAACAAUAAACAGCAGAAUCGGAAACGUGUGUUGUUGGCCUGCGGGAUUAAUAUUUUUCAGCAGUUGAGUGGGUGUAAUGCCUUGGUGUAUUAUAUCCCUGUGUUGCUUGAGCAGACGGUUGGGUUGUCGAGGGAGUCGUCUCUCCUCGUUGGUGGGUUGAUUGGGUUGGUCUUCUUUUUGUUCUCUGCUUAUCCCUUGAUUUUCUUGGAUAAGUGGGGGAGACCGAAGCCGUUUAUCAUUGCGUCGAUCGUGCAAUCGAUCUCGAUGGUCCUCAUCGCGAUCCUCCUCUCGACUGGUAACGCAACGGCUGCGAAAGCAUCCGUCUUGUUCUUCUUCACCUACAUCGCCAUCUUCGGAACCUGCUACCUCGGCACCCCCUGGCUCUACGGCCCCGAACUCCUCCCCCUCCGCCUCCGCGCCCGCGGCUCAGCCCUCGCAACAGGCUGCAACUGGAUCUGCAACUUCCUCAUCGUCGAAAUCACACCCAUCCUAAUUUCCCGAAUCCAAUGGAAGACGUAUAUCUUGUUUGCGUGUUUGAAUGCGUUGUGGGCGCCGUUGUUGUGGUUGUAUUAUCCGGAUACGGCGAGGAAGAGUUUGGAGGAGAUUGAUGCGUUGUUUACGGGGGAGGAGGUUGUGGGUGUGCGGGUUGGGGAGGGGAAGGGGGAUGUGGAGCUGGAGCUGGAGAAGGGUGCUGUUGCGCAUGUUGAGAGGACGGAUAGUAGGAGGUCGUGAGAUUAAAACUUGAAGGGCCAAGUAGGCUGUGUACUAUUACUAGAUAACACACAAUGACCAUUCAGUACUCUCGUGUCCCGGGCAAUUUGUACAUGGAGCUCGGUGUGCACAUACGGUAU
Messenger RNA from Saitoella complicata NRRL Y-17804, 1729 nucleotides. RefSeq names its product general substrate transporter. Gene Ontology annotation, cellular component: membrane. The transcript is spliced from 2 exons. Lineage: Eukaryota; Fungi; Ascomycota; Saitoellomycetes; Saitoellales; Saitoellaceae. Gene Ontology annotation, biological process: carbohydrate transport; transmembrane transport. The record is from RefSeq and is a predicted model, not a curated record. Gene Ontology annotation, molecular function: carbohydrate:proton symporter activity. Bases 81 to 1610 code for a protein of 509 amino acids.